Messenger RNA from Helobdella robusta, 1035 nucleotides. RefSeq lists its product as hypothetical. Gene Ontology annotation, cellular component: membrane. The transcript has 8 exons. The record is from RefSeq and is a predicted model, not a curated record. Lineage: Eukaryota; Metazoa; Annelida; Clitellata; Rhynchobdellida; Glossiphoniidae. The annotation marks the transcript as partial. Gene Ontology annotation, biological process: sodium ion transmembrane transport.
CAGGUUGUAUAUGUGACGGCCACAGUCCCUUACAUCUUCUUGACCAUCCUCCUCAUCCGAGGCUGCAUGCUGCCUGGAGCACUCGAUGGAAUCAUUUUCUUCCUCAAACCUGAUUUUAAGAAACUGAUGGACCCUAAGGUUUGGGCGGAAGCGUGUCUGCAAAUAUUUUAUUCACUUGGUCCAACGUGGGGUGGGUUGAUCGCCAUGUCCAGAUACAACAAGUUCAACAACAACUGCCUCAAAGAUUCAGUGGUCAUCUGUCUGGUUUGUUGUGGCACGAGCUUCUACUCCGGCUUCAUCUGCUUCUCCAUCAUCGGCUUCAUGGCUCACAACAUCGGAACGAACGUGUCUGACGUCAUAACUACGGGUCCUGGUUUAGUGUUCAACGUGUAUCCAGAAGCAAUAGCCCAACUGCCCAUCUCUCCUUUCUGGUCCAUCUGCUUCUUCAUCAUGCUCCUCACUCUCGGGCUUGACUCCCUGGCAAGUUUUUUAUUUGGCAUGAUAGAAUCUUGCACCAAUGGAGUUGUGGAUGAAUUUCCGAAAUUUUUGAAGCCCAGGAAAACCAGAUUGACACUGAUCGUAUGUGUCAUGUUUUUUCUGCUGGGCAUCCCUUUGUGCUCAGGAGCAGGCAUAUACAUCUUUCAAAUCCUGGAUUGGUACGCAGCUGCCUUCACCGCCAUGAUCAUCGCCAUAUUGGAAUGUAUUGUUUUAGGGCACAUCUACGGAGCAAAUAAGUUGUUCGACCACAUUACGGAGAUGAUGAAUAGGAGACCGAGCUUGUGGUGGAAGAUAUGUUGGUGCUACAUCACUCCUCUCAUAAUGCUCGCAUUAUUGAUUUACAGCUGCGUUCAGAUGAAACCUCCAACUUACGGGAGUUACGUGUACCCAUCCUGGUCUGUAGCGUUAGGUUGGAUUGUUUCCAUGUUUUCCAUCGUUCCCAUCCCAAUUUAUGCCAUCCAUCGAUUGUCUGCUGAAGAAGGUUCUUUAAUGGAGGUGACCAUUGUUUAUAAUUUUAUAUUUUUGUUGACGGAUUGA